Molecule: messenger RNA, 2363 nt
Organism: Gadus morhua (Atlantic cod)
Lineage: Eukaryota; Metazoa; Chordata; Actinopteri; Gadiformes; Gadidae
Product: desmoplakin-like
Exons: 15
Biological process (GO): skin development; intermediate filament cytoskeleton organization; wound healing
Cellular component (GO): plasma membrane; cytoplasm; intercalated disc
Molecular function (GO): structural molecule activity
Source: RefSeq, a predicted model, not a curated record
UGGUGCUCGGGGCAGACAGGUGGAGGUAGAUAGGGUGUCUCGGCAAAUUGUUCCGCUGCUCCUUUCUACUGCAGCAGCGCGCACUGCUGCCUGCAGUGAGGCUCAAUUACCGUUGUAGACUACAACGGUAAUCAAAAAUGAGUAUGUAUGGAUCCCAAAAGGGGAUUAACAGCAAUCGCAAGGGCUCGGCAAGGAGUGACGUGACUGGAGGUGGAAACUACCAGUACACACGCAGCGAGGCCGGACAAGGCGGCGGUAAUGGAUACGGGCCUGCAGACCCCUUCAUCGACGCAUACUCCUACACCUUUUCUUCUGGAGGUGGUGCAGGGGGUAGCGGACAUGGGGGCUCUGGCCUGCACCAGAAGGCCAUGAUCCUGCAGGAGCAAUGUCAGGAUUUCCUGAGGAAGGCGGAACACGCCAUACAAACUGGUGGGGAUGCAGAGCGCUUCAUGGCCAUGGCCAGGGAGACCAUAGAUCAGCUGAAGGGCUGUGCGAGCCAACUACGACAGAUCGGCCAACCCAAUGACAAUGUGGUCAGAAGUGUUGAGGUGUGCAGGGACCAGCUGAAGGGAGUCCACAUGGCCAUCAGUGAGACCCUGCAUAGGAGAAGGAAGAGCACCCGAGGCAACUCGGGAGUCUGGGAGGAUCCCGGACGGACUUACGUGGAUGCGAUGGGCUGGAUUGGACAACAGAAGCGUUUGAUCGAGACCUCUCCUUGGGGAGACGACCAGGAGACUCUCCAACAGCAGCUGGUCAAACACCAGAUGUUCCACAGCUCCAUCCAGAGGAGUGAUGAGAUGGACCGCGCAAGGGAUGAGCUGCAUCAAAAUGGCGACAAGGCUAGCCUCAAUGCCCUGGACCAGGAAUGGGACAGCCUCCAGAAAAUGUCCUUCAGUCGGAGCGAGUGGCUGCAAGAGCUGCAACUGAUCAUCGAGGACAUCUCCAAGGAAAUCAUGUGGGUGAACUACAGGGAGGAGGAGGAGCUGGUCUUCGAUUGGGGAGAAAGAAACAUUGACCUGUACAUCCCUAAGAAGCAGGAGAGCUACUCUCAAUUGAUGAGUGCCCUGGAAGGGAAGGAGAGGGACCUGAAUAGACUCAAGGUCAAAGUAGACGUGGCCCUGAAAAACAACCACCCCGCCUCGGACAAGAUCGAGGCCUACAUGGACACUCUGCAGACACAGUGGAGCUGGCUCCUGCAGAUCACCAAGUGCAUUCAUGUCCAUCUGAAGGAGAAUGCAGCCUACAGCCAGUUCUUCAAGGAGGCGAAUGAGACGUACGGUGCACUGCAGAAGGAACAUGAGACCAUACGCAAGAAGUUCACCUGUGACAAGGACACCUCCCUGGACAGCCUGCUCGAGCUGCUCGCGGAACUAGAGAAAGAAAAGGAAAAAAUCCUGGAGAACAAGAGGCAGGUCCAGCACCUGGUCAACAUGUCCAAGAGCAUCGUGAGGCUGAAGCCCAGGAACCCCGAGGAGAAGAGCAGCAGCACCGUCAUCGUGCGAGCCCUCUGUGACUUCAAACAAGACCAGAAAGUAAUCUGUAAGGACAACGAGGGCAUCCUUAAGGACAACAGCCAGCGCAGCAAGUGGCAGGUGACUGGACCAGGUGGCCUGGACAUGCUGGUGCCCUCUGUCUGCCUGCUGGUCCCACCUCCAAACCCCAUCUCUAUCUCCAUGGCCAAGAAGAAUGACCAGUACUACGAGGCAAUUCUCUCCAUAUGGAACCAGCUUUACAUCAACAUCAAGAGCCUCAUCUCGUGGCAGUACUGUUGCAUGGAUAUUGAAAACAUAAACUCACUCACCGUCGCCAUGCUGUCUCGAAUGUCUUCUGAGGAAUACCGCAGCCUGAUUAAACAAUUGGAGACUCACUAUGCAGAGUUUAGAGUCAACUCCCAUGGCUCCCAGAUGAUUGAAGAGGAGGACUUGAUGACCAUUGAAAGCCAGUACAAUGGAGCCCAGAAUCACUAUGAGCAACUGGUGGUGCAAUUGCCUUCCUACACCCAGUAUGCCUCAACAGACUACGCUGUACAGCUACAAAACAUCGAACCACAGAAGGUUGAACCGAAAUGGCAACUGGUACACCAACCAAUGUAUCUUAUUCAGCAGCCAUGCCAGCAGGUAGUCAUCCAGGAGGAGCAGCAGAUACGAAUGGAGAGGAUGGAAAGGAUGAGGGAGGUGGAGGAGGAGGAGGAAAGAAGGAGAGUGGAAAUAAGGAGACUAGAGGAGAAUAGAAGGAUGGAGGAGGAGGCCAGGAAGAGGGAGGAGGCAUUGAUGCUAGAGGAGGAGAUGAGGCAGAGGGAGCAGGCGAAGAGACGGGAGGAGGAGAGGAGAAGGACGGAGGAGGCAGCAAGGAAGAGGGAGGAG